AUGAAUACUGGAAGGUUUUGUAAAUUAUAUAAAAAAUUACUAACAUUAAAUCCAUCCAAAUAUUCAUACUUAAGUUCUGUACGCAAACAAAGUGGAAGUUUAUACGAACCUGAUUACUUAGAGUCUAUGAAACCUAAAGUACCACUGUACGAGCAAUUAAAUGUGUUUCUGAAAGGAUACGAUUACCCGGUUUUGGAGCAAUAUCAGAAAUUCAUUCACAACAUGUUCAAAAAUAUGGAUUUAGACGUAGAGGACUCCUGGGCAGUGCCUGCGCAGGAUAUGAGCGUGACUGCUUUGAAACCGAAGAGCGAAGUCCUACACGCUCAGUACAAUUUGAAGAUAUACGAAAGGGUCAUUCAGCUAUCGGACGUACUAUCUACACAGUUACCCACGGUUAUUAGAACGAUCGAAGCUAGUCUUCCCGCCGGAGUUUCCGCUGAAAUUCGACCUCAUCAGGAAACCGACGAUGAAAUUCGAUACAUACCCGAUGCGGAAUUGAACACUCUCAAACAGGAAUUAGAAGAUUUAGGCGGACCUUCAACUACUAGGACAAAAAAAUGAUAUAA
Molecule: messenger RNA, 566 nt
Organism: Phyllotreta striolata
Lineage: Eukaryota; Metazoa; Arthropoda; Insecta; Coleoptera; Chrysomelidae
Source: the annotation of a GenBank genome assembly